Molecule: messenger RNA, 2062 nt
Organism: Xyrauchen texanus (razorback sucker)
Lineage: Eukaryota; Metazoa; Chordata; Actinopteri; Cypriniformes; Catostomidae
Product: DNA replication factor Cdt1-like
Exons: 10
Coding region: 55-2046 (663 amino acids)
Biological process (GO): regulation of DNA-templated DNA replication initiation; DNA replication checkpoint signaling; mitotic cell cycle
Cellular component (GO): nucleus
Molecular function (GO): DNA polymerase binding; DNA binding
Source: RefSeq, a predicted model, not a curated record
ACAACAAUUGCUGCACGCCGUCGAGAAGUGCAGGGGUUUCAUUCAUAGUGAAAUAUGGCACAAGCUCGGGUUACCGAUUAUUUUGCACAGAGUAAGACAAAUGGCGUUGCUCGAUCUUUACGUUGCAAGGGACAGAAAGUGCCCGUGGACGUUGUGGAGUCAUCGGUGAUUACCAAACCGAAGACAUCGAGACGCUCUUUACGUACAACGACGCAAUCGGAACCGCAAAAACAUGUUCAGCAGGAGUUUCUCAAAGUGAUCGACGAGGCUUUAUCGGUAGAUACCGUGACAGACCUGCGAGAUGUGAGAAUUGAGGGACCUACGGCGAGUCCCCGCACUCCUAAACGGAGCUGUCCGGAGUUUGAUGUGUGCUCGGUGGUCCCGUCCACAGCCGAACUACACAGCAGCGCCAAGAAGCGUCAGCGGCUUCAAGCGGGUCAGAACUCCAAAACAUCCCCAGAGGAACACGCAGGCCGGAAGAGCGCCAGAAAGAAGCUCGAUCUCUUGAAAAAUGACGACAAAGUGCAGAGCAUCGACCCUUUGGCCAACACCACUCCACAGGUGCCUCAACCAACUGCCAGCAAAGAAGGCAAAAAUACCGUUAAUCAUAAUGCAAAUGGCUCCCCUGUAAGCAAGGUGAGUGCUGAUGAGCUGCCCAAGCGGACAACCAGGAGCAAGAAAACAUUUUCGAGAGAAGAUGUGGCGGCAUUGAAGUCCAAGCUGCAGAGACUGAAAGGGCAGUCUGAAAAUGUGACGUCUCCCUCAACGGCCCCUGUGUCUGCGCUAGUGGAGCUGAAAGCCAGACUCGAUGCCACCCGGGAUAUCUCCGCAAAGGUUCAGCAGAGGAAGACCGAGCGAGUUGCCAGGGAUGCUAAAGCUACUCCGGCACAGGCUAAAGAACAAGAGGAAAGAGAGAAGCUCCCAUCAUAUCAGCGUUACCACACUUUAGCUCAGGAUGUGCCGCCUGGUCUCACGCUGCCCUAUAAAUACAAAGUUCUGGCUGAGAUGUUCCGCAGCAUGGAGACGAUUGUGGGCAUGCUCUUCAACCGCUCCGAGACAGUCACUUUUGCAAAGGUCAAGCAAGGCGUCCAGGAUAUGAUGCACAAGCGUUUUGAAGAAAGUCACCUGGGACAGAUUAAGACUGUGUACCCAUCAGCCUAUACUUUCCGCCAGGAGAGAAACAUUCCAUGUUUUAGUGCCACUGCGAAGAGAUCUAGAUACCAGCUCACAGUAGAGCCCAUCAUUGACGAAGAGUUUAAUGGUACUCGGCCAGUGUUGCCAGCAUCUCAUCUUUUGGAAAGAAGGCAAGUAUUUCACCAAAACCUGGUUGAAAUCGUGAAGGGACACCAUAAGGUGUUCUUGGCUUCCCUCAACCCUCCUAUUGUUGUCCCUGAUGACAAACUGACCCGCUGGCAUCCCAGAUUCAUUAUAGAUGAAGUUCCCAAUAUCAAGCCCAGUGAUUUACCUCAGCCACCUCAAACGGAGAAACUGACCUCCGCUCAGGAAGUUCUGGACAAGGCUCGUGCUCUCAUGACACCCAAGAUGGAAAAGGCCUUGGCUAACAUGGCGUUGAAAACGGCAGAGAAUGCGUGUGCAAAGGAGCCGGAGUCUGCAGAGAAAACCGUUGUGACCCCAACAGAAACCCCCAGUGCUCUUAAAGGGGUUUCACAGACUCUGCUAGAGAGGAUCCGUGCUAAAGAGGCUCAGAAGCUGCACUCUGCCCUGACCCGGAACCCACAGCAGGAGCAGCGUCUGGCGAUGAUGUCACGGCUCACAGAGAUGGCCAGAAUCCUGAGAAAUGUGUUUGUAGCAGAGAAGAAGCCAGCGUUAAUCAUGCAGCUCGCCUGCAACCGCAUGAUCGACAGCUACCGUUCCCCACUCAUCAAUGAUGAAAUGGAGAAACAUCUCCAUCUGCUGGCUGAGUUGACACCCGAGUGGCUAACAAUACAUCCAAUCAGGAAGGACCUUUACCUAAAACUGAACAAGGCGAUGGAUUUGAACGUAGUGCUGGACAAACUGAACCAGAAGAUCAAAGCAGAGAAGUGACAACAUUCACAGGAGA